Clarias gariepinus (North African catfish) is the source of this 1219-nucleotide messenger RNA. It is a transcript of the gene nsmce1, whose product is annotated as NSE1 homolog, SMC5-SMC6 complex component. Gene Ontology annotation, biological process: double-strand break repair via homologous recombination; DNA damage tolerance. Lineage: Eukaryota; Metazoa; Chordata; Actinopteri; Siluriformes; Clariidae. Gene Ontology annotation, molecular function: ubiquitin-protein transferase activity. The coding region runs from base 201 to 1007 and encodes 268 amino acids. The transcript has 8 exons. The record is from RefSeq and is a predicted model, not a curated record. Gene Ontology annotation, cellular component: Smc5-Smc6 complex; nucleus.
UCCUGUAUCAGCUCGCUACAAAAACCACAAGGUAUAGGUCUGGGAACACUACGUAGGGACACUUAUGCGUGCUAAGGACGCCAUUUUGGAUCCGGGCCGUGUGUUAGCAGGAAGUAUAGAGCGCGGUAGAUUGAAAGCAUCACACACGGCGUUAUAAUCUGCUGCUGUAGUCACCUUCGCAGAGGAGAAAAUCCAGCAGGAUGUCCCGACCCAUGGGCGACAGUCAUAAACGCUUCUUGCAGACCAUGAUGAGUAACGGGAUCAUCAGUAGUCUUCAGGCCAAGAAACUUCAUCAGCAUUGUUGUGAGACUCACGGAGCAAAUCAUUCACCAGAUAGGUUGGAGGAAUUCAUCGACGUGAUCAAUACUAAUCUUCAGCCCAUGUUCAUGCAAAUUCGAAAAGGCAUGUCGGAAGACGACGGAGCUCAGUACUACGCCCUGAUCAACAUGGCCGAAACAGACAUCACGCGAAUGUCUUCAGAUUACGCCGACAAUGAGUUGGAACUGUUCAGGAAAACGAUGGAUCUGGUUUUGGACUCCGAGAAUGGUACCGCCUCGUCGACAGAUCUCCUGAAUAGUGCCGAUCGUCUCCAGACAAAAAAGAUGAAAAAGAAAGAGACGGAGCAGGUGCUGAAUAAGUUUGUCCAGGACAAAUGGUUAAAUGAGAAACAAGGUGAAUACACUUUAAGUACUCGCUGUAUCAUUGAGAUGGAGCAGUAUAUACGUACAGUGUACCAGGACCUCGUCAGACUGUGUCACGUGUGCCAUAACAUCGUUUUACAGGGCCAAAUCUGUGAAAACCCUGAUUGUGGUAUCAAGCUGCAUUAUCACUGCGUGGCCCGGUAUUUUAAAGGACGCAUUGAUCCACAUUGUCCUAACUGCAGCGACUUCUGGGCUCAUGAAAUACCGGAAAUCCAGACGGACUCACAAAACCAGUCUUCAUCAGCGAGAGAGGCGUCUACUCCUGCACCCUCUACGUCGGGCACACGCCGCUCCAGGAGGUCAUGAGAUCGACUCGCUGCCUCCUGAUAUCAGUUGGAAAUGUAAUGUAGUUUAUUUGAUUGUAAUUAUGUUUGGUUUUUAAGUAAAGGAUACGACAGUACAGUUAUGUUCUUUUUAAGAGGAAAAAGAAAAUGUGCUGUUUUUUGCACAAUGUCUGCAAGGUUAAAUAUACAGUAUUUCAAGUAUUUAAAACAGGACAAUAUUGGGUUAUAUAUAUA